This is a messenger RNA of Kluyveromyces lactis, 1752 nucleotides long. RefSeq lists its product as uncharacterized. The record is from RefSeq and is a predicted model, not a curated record. Gene Ontology annotation, molecular function: DNA-binding transcription activator activity, RNA polymerase II-specific; transcription cis-regulatory region binding. Gene Ontology annotation, cellular component: RNA polymerase II transcription regulator complex. The transcript has a single exon. Bases 1 to 1752 code for a protein of 583 amino acids. Lineage: Eukaryota; Fungi; Ascomycota; Saccharomycetes; Saccharomycetales; Saccharomycetaceae.
AUGAGUACAUCAACCGCUAAACGACCUUUUGACAACAAGAGGGCCGGUUCGCCCGAUGAUGGUACGGAUAGCGAUUCUGGGGGCAACAAUUCCGGAUCGAGUCCCGCUUCCAAACGUAGGGAACGUAAGCCAGGUAGGAAGCCUUUGGAAACCGAGGCGAAGGACAAGAGGACUGCUCAGAACAGGGCUGCUCAAAGAGCGUUCCGUGAACGUAGAGAGCGCAAGAUGAAGGAAUUAGAGGAUAAAGUUAGUCAGUUGGAAUCUCUCAAUAAACAAUCGGAAUUGGAAACUAAAUUCUUGAGGAAUCAGGUCACGAAUCUAUUAUCAGAGCUAAAACGUUACAAUCCAGAACUCCCCAAGAAAAGAGAUUCUAUCCUUUUGGAUUACCUAGCCAAACAACGUAAAGCGUCCAUUGAUAGCAAUCCGGAUUUUUCUGCCGCAGCCAAUAAAGCAGCUAACAGCAAGGACAGUAGCACUGCUAUAUCGAGCUCUAAUUUCCAGUUCGAAUUCCCUUGGAAAAUGGACCCCUCGAAGAUUCCUUCUCCAUCCUCAGAUUCUACUUCUCCCUCUGCUUCCACAUCGAUUUUGGAUAAUGCUAAUAACAAGAGCGUCAGCAGUACAAAUUUGAACCAUUCUCGUUCCAGUAUUUCCAACUCUUCAUCGUCACCUUCUAACGUUAAUGGGCUGUCGUCAAGAAAACACUCAAAUACUCUAAAUUUGUACCAGACUCAGUCAAAUGUCACUUCGGAAUUCGAUUUUGAUUCGCAGUUCGAUGAAUCUGUUUCUAGUUUCUGCUCCAAACUGAGCAUGGCAUGCGGCACAAAGUCUAACCCAAUACCAAAAGCAAGCCCUGUUUCAACACCGUCCUCUUCAGACCUCCUGAAACCGAAAUCCAAUAGUAAUGUUAAUAUUACUAAUCACAACAAUAAUAAAAUUAACAGCAAGGAUCUGUCUUCCUCUGCACCUCUACAUGACUCUGCAUCCGCCUCUGCUUUGAAUAACCACGAUUCUGUAAAUGCGGUAUCCAAUCAGUUCAGUGUUGAUAAACAAUACAAUGAUAGCUCUCAUUCUCAAGCAACGCCGAAUGGUUUGGAUAACGAUUCAAGUGUUUCUGCUUGGCAACAACCUAGUUUUGGUCAACUAGGAUUCAGAACUGACCAGCUGUUUGAUCUGGACUUGGACAGUGCCUCACCAAUUACUAAACAGAAGGAUAACAACUAUAGCACAACCACUAAUAACACGAAUAGUCCGGCCAAGGCUGACGGGAUGUAUUGGAACUUCAACACCCCACUGAGCAAUAUGGUGUCGCGUAAUAUGCAAAAUCCAGAAAUACCCUUCAUUGACACAGGUCUUGCGUUCCCUGAUUAUGAUGAUCCGUUACUUGAUAUUUUGAAGGAAGAACAAGAAAAUGAACAAGUGGAAGGAGACUCAGAUCCCAUACAAGCUUUGAUUAAUGAGGAACCGUCGAUGCCUCUCUGUCAUGAUCCUGCAGCCAAUGCUGGGGCUUCGGUUUCCGAAACCGAUAAGCUGUCAAAUCAAGAAGAAAUAGUACAGGAUAUUAUUCCUUCUAAUGACGGUAAACUUUUGAAGUGUUCCGAAGUCUGGGAUCGUAUUACUGCACAUCCACGUUACUCGGACCUAGAUAUCGAUGGUCUAUGUUUGGAGCUACGGACAAAGGCUAAAUGUUCGGAAAAAGGUGUCGUUGUCAAUGCGGAGGAUGUUCAAAAGGCUUUGAUUUCGCAUAUGCAAUGA